This is a messenger RNA of Durusdinium trenchii, 612 nucleotides long. The record is from the annotation of a GenBank genome assembly. Lineage: Eukaryota; Dinophyceae; Suessiales; Symbiodiniaceae.
GUCGUUCUUGGACGCUCUCCAGCAGCCAAAGGCCCUACAAGAGGUGCGCCACGUGGACUUCAGCCAGCGGGAGCUCCGGCGAGAGGCACGAAGCCUGCCGAUCCUGAAGACCAAAUUCCACGACAGCCCGGAGCUCUACAAGCUGAAUGUCAUUGACAAGGCAGCUCAGGCGCGCUUCAGUCGCCGCACGGAGCACCGCACCAGCGACAUCACCAGGUCGCUUCGAGAGAAGCCCAUGUUCAACAGGCUGCACUGGCAUCAACCGGCCGAACUCCCCGUGAACCUGCCGCCCGUGGCGCAUGGGUGAGCCGGCGAACGGGGCGAUCCGGGCGAGCCGGGCGAGCCGCGCAGAGACUGGCAGAGAUGGUGAUGAAGACGAGGAUAGAAGACGAGGAUGAAAACAGCAACAUAGGUGUGAAUUUACAGCAUUAAGGCACAUUUUAUCCAGAGUUCCAGCUCUGGACUCUAGAUGCGGAGCUGAAGUAGCUUGACAUUUUCCAUGCCCAGCUGGCCAUAGGCCAAGCUGGGCCCUUGGACCCAGAGAUGCACGGACCGUGCCAUCAGCUGCCUAAGGCAGGCUGACUCGUUCAGGAAUCGGAGCAAAACAUGCAG